CGGCAGCUGGCUUGGUGCUCCUCUCAGCUGUCAACCAUGGCCCGGGGACUGCCCAGCACCGCCAGACUGGCGCACUUUUGCCAGAAGCUGAACCGGCUGAAGACACUGGAGGAGCCCACCAUGGAGAAGUCGCUGCGGCGCCACCUGACCACACUGGAACUGACCCUGCUGGGUGUGGGUGCCACGGUGGGCGUGGGCCUCUAUGUGCUCAUGGGAACUGUGGCUCAGGAGAUGGCUGGCCCUGCAGUGAUUGUGUCCUUCAGCGUGGCUGCCGUGGCCUCCCUGCUGGCAGCCUUGUGUUACGUGGAGUUUGAGGCACGUGUGCCCUGCACGGACUCUCCCUACCUCUGCACCUAUGUGUCCAUGGGUGAGCUGUGGGCCUUCCUCGUUGGCUGGAUUGUGCUUCUCCAGUGUCUCAUCAGUGGAGCUGCCAUGGCCCGCUCCUGGAGCCACAACCUAGACGCCAUCUUCAGCCACAACAUCCGCAGCUUCACUGAGGCCCAUGUCGGCAUCUGGCAGGUGCCCUUCCUGGCCCAGUACCCAGACUUCUUGGCUGCUGUCAUCAUACUUGUUGCUUCUGGAUAUGUCUCCUCUGGAGUCCGCAUCUCUUCUUGGGUCAAUCACACCUUCUCUGCCAUCAGCCUUGUCAUCAUCCUCUUCAUCAUCAUCCUGGGAUUUGUCCUGGCCCGCCCGCACAACUGGAGUGCUGAGGAGGGCGGCUUUGCGCCCUUUGGUUUCACCGGCAUCAUGACUGGUGCCGCCAUCUGCUUCUAUGCCUUCGUGGGCUUUGGCGCUAUUGCUGCCUCCAGUGUUGAGGCCCGGAACCCAAAGCGAGCAGUGCUUAAGGCCACUGCCAUCUCUCUUGUCCUGGUGGCUGGCACCUACAUCCUGGUCUCCACAGUCCUCACCCUCAUGGUGCCCUGGCACAGCCUGGACCCUUACUGGGCACUCGCUGAUGCCUUCCACCAGCGGGGCUAUAGCUGGGCGGGCUUCAUUGUGGCGGCUGGCUCCAUCUGCGCCAUCAACACUGUCCUGCUCAACAUCUUCUUGUUCUUGCAACGCAUGGUCUGUGCCAUGGCUGCCGACGGGCUCUUAUUCCAGGUGUUUGCCCACGUGCACCCCCGGACCCAGGUGCCUGUGGUGGGCAUCAUGGUGCUUGGGGUCCUCAUGGCUUUCCUGGCACUGCUGCUGGACUUCAAGGCACUGGUACACUUCCUCUCCAUUGGGACGCUGCUGGAAUGUACUGUUUUGCCCACCAGCAUUAUCAUUAUACGCUUCCGAAAGGCCCCAUCCGGUUCUCAGGACCCAGACAGCCCUGAGGGCACAGAGCAGGCUUCACCUGAGCCCGGGCAGCUGCGAUCAGCCCUGAGGCCCUACCUCCGCUUCCUGGGUGGGUGCAGACCCGGAGCCGCUGUGGCUUGGGCCCUCGGUGUCCUGGUGGGCUCGGCCAUCACCCUGGACUGUGUGCUGGUCUUUGGGGACUCGGCCCUGAACCUCCCGCCCUGGGGCUACACCCUGCUGCUCCUGCUCAGCUCCGCCACGUUUCUGCUCAGUCUCCUCGUCCUGGGGGCCCACCAGCAACAGCGCCGGCAGGACACCUUUCAGGUUCCCAUGGUGCCCCUGAUUCCCGCCGUGAGCAUCCUCCUCAACGUCUUCCUCAUGCUGCACCUGAGCUACCUGACCUGGCUGGGCUUGUCCAUCUGUCUGCUUCUCGGACUCGCAGUGUAUUUUGGCUACGGCAUCUGGCACAGCAAGGAGAACCAGCGGAAACGGCCAGGGUUGGCUGUCCCACUCGGCAGCCUGGAGGAGAUGGUGCCAGCCCUGCAGCCCCCUAGCCAGACGCCAGCGCAGGAGCCCAGCCACACAGAGCAGCCCUCUAGUCCAUGAGGACCACUGGGGCCUGCCUGCUGUCCCCCACCUCCUCAGAGGCCAAAGGAGCUGCCAGCCCCUCUAUCCAGGGCAGCUUGGGUUUGCAGACCUGCCCAUGCUAGGGCAUCCUCAGGACCUUAGGACCUCAGCCCAGGUGCUGAGCUUCGAGUCUUUGGGAGUGGGCUAUGGCCAGCACUGCUGUGGUGAACUCUGCCCAGCAUCCUCCAGUUUAUGACCAAGUCCAGCUACCUGGGCAGGUGGAGUAGGGCGGGCAGGGAAGAGGCCCGAACCCCAAGGAUCCACAAUAAUAACUGCUCAGCCAUGUGGCCCAUCUCCAUGUCUACUGUGGAGUUCUUUGUGGCACUGACUCCUCACCUGCCCCAGGGAAAGAGACAGUUGUCCCCAAUCCACAGCAAAGGUGCAGAGGUUCUGUAAGGGGGAGGUGCCAGCCCUGGGACAGUCUUGAGUCAGGGACACAGCCAGGCCUUGGUCCCUGUGUCCUGCCCUCAGGCCAGUCCCCUCUGCCAAGCUCAGAGGGGUGCUACACACACCAGACAGAGAGAGAGGUCCAUGACAGGACAGGGCUAAGCUCCCUUCCAGGUUCCCCACAUGUCCUCUUGGAGAUGGAUGCUGAGAGCAGAGCCUGGAUCCCAAGGUGGUCACCUAGAAAGGGUAGUGCAGUUCCAGGGUCCCCUCGGUUUCUCAGGGCUCCCAGAGAGCAGGGCAAUCCUGAGGCCUGCCCUGGAUGGAGAGGCCCCCUGCCUGGGCACACGCACAGGCACACACAGCCCACACGGUCCUCUGGGCGUGCACCCACGUGCAGACUGAGGCAGCAGCUGUUUCCCAGCCCAGGGCUGCCUGCAGCUUCCAGCUGCCUCUCUCCCUGCCGCCCCCUCAGGGCUUUGUGACAAAGGCUCGGGAUGGGACACACGUGGGCAGUUGGGUGCACAAGCACCUGGGCCUGCUCCAGGUAACUUCAGCCCACCUGUGGUGUUGGGGCCUCAUGCUUGGGGAUCUCCAGGCCCACGCUGCACCCCCUGUGGCCUCCCCAAGGCCACGCUCCAUCUACCAUAGACGCCUCCCCAUCCCCGUUCCUGCCUGUGAGGACCACACAGGAAGCCACUGGCUUUGGCAUCUUUAUUCCUCAACUCUCUGCAGCCUUAACAUCACUUUCUCUGGGCCCCAAGGACAAGCAAGGACACAUGACCCCACUCCAAUAACCAGGCCUCAGGGCCGUGAUCUCUCUCCCCGGCCCUUCUGACCCUGCCUCCCAUGGACACUGCCCUGGGGGUGAGAGGCAGCAGGGACCCCAAGGCUUUGCUGAGGCUCCAGGUACCAGAUGAUUCCAGAUCCUGCCCAGCCUGAGCCCCAGGCCUCCCCU
Molecule: messenger RNA, 3250 nt
Organism: Equus quagga
Lineage: Eukaryota; Metazoa; Chordata; Mammalia; Perissodactyla; Equidae
Product: cationic amino acid transporter 4-like
Exons: 4
Coding region: 37-1887 (616 amino acids)
Biological process (GO): amino acid transport; transmembrane transport
Cellular component (GO): plasma membrane
Molecular function (GO): amino acid transmembrane transporter activity
Source: RefSeq, a predicted model, not a curated record